Molecule: messenger RNA, 992 nt
Organism: Fomitiporia mediterranea MF3/22
Lineage: Eukaryota; Fungi; Basidiomycota; Agaricomycetes; Hymenochaetales; Hymenochaetaceae
Product: UPF0014-domain-containing protein
Exons: 7
Coding region: 18-992 (324 amino acids)
Source: RefSeq, a predicted model, not a curated record
GGCCACCAUUAGAAAUAAUGGACGACCCAGCAGGCUCAAAAACACACCUCACAUGGGCUAAUGUUGGUCUAGGAUUCGCCUUCGUCGCCUUCGACGCGAUAAUUUCGCGUCUAUUCGGUCUCGGAGUUGGCGUGCCACUCAUAACGGCCGCUGUACGAUGUGUUAUCCAGCUCGCUAUCAUGGCGCUUGUCCUCCAGAAGAUAUUUGAGGCUGAUAAUCCGUGGGGAGUUGCGGGAAUCGCACUCCUGCUCAACUUGCUGGGAACCAUCGAAGUUGUUGUGAAUAAGGCGAAGAUGCGCUUUGACAACAUGUUUUUGAUUGUUUUAUUUAGCAUGGUUUGUUCGACGAUUCCGGUGUCUAUCCUCGGUGCAAGUUUCGCCAUGUCUAUCGAACCUUUCUGGAAGCCAGACCAAUACAUUCCGAUCGUAGGAAUGCUUUGUGGCGCAACUAUAGCAGGAGUGGUCAUCACUUUGAAUUUCGUUCUGAAGGAAAUAUACGAGAACCGCGACAAAGUUGAAACCUACCUCGCCUUCGGCGCGUCGCGUUUAGAAGCAUGUCAGCCUGUUGCAAAGGAAGCUCUACGCCUGGCACUCACUCCCCCCAUAAAUCAAAUGAGUGUUCUAGGCAUCAUAGCGAUUCCAGGGAUGAUGACCGGAGCGCUCCUCGGCGGUGCGCCGGUUCAACAAGCCGCAAGGCUCCAAAUGGUGAUUAUGUUUAUGAUUGCUGCUGCGAGUGCGUUAGCGGCGAUACUUGUGACUGUUGUUGCGCUUGGGACUGUUGUGGAUGAUGAGCAGAGGGUGAGGGCUGGGAGGGUUGAUGUGAGGAAGCAUUGGGUGUGGAGGAUGAGGGAGAGGGGGUGGGAGUGGGGGGUUGGGAAGGUUAAGGGGAUUGGGGAGGGGAUGAGGGUGAGGGUUGGAUUGAGGAAGGGGGGUGGGAAUGGAGAAAGGGUGGAGGAUGGGGCGGGGGAAGAGAGGAACGGGUUACUUGGUUGA